Messenger RNA from Amaranthus tricolor (Joseph's coat), 2580 nucleotides. Its product is annotated as AT-hook motif nuclear-localized protein 7-like. The transcript has 6 exons. Gene Ontology annotation, molecular function: minor groove of adenine-thymine-rich DNA binding. The coding region runs from base 527 to 1552 and encodes 341 amino acids. The record is from RefSeq and is a predicted model, not a curated record. Lineage: Eukaryota; Viridiplantae; Streptophyta; Magnoliopsida; Caryophyllales; Amaranthaceae.
CAUCUUACAAUCUUACCCCUUGAAAUUCAAAUCCCCUCUGACGGACUCCAAACAUCUCCUUAAAUUUAAUUUUAUUUUCGAUUUUUGGAAAACGCCAAUACUUAUUGUAAUUAAUUAUUGCUACUAUUAUGCUUUAUUUGGUACCUUAAAUUAAACAACAAAAUCAAUUUCCAAUGCCUUAUUUUUUUCACCAUUACCUCAUUACCUGUUGUAGUAGAAUUGUAGAAAGUAUUUUUAUUUUCAUUUUCUUUUAACCUUUUUUCACUUUCUCUCUCUUACUUUCUCUCUCAAACUCCUCACUUUCUUUUUUUGCAAAUAAUUUUUGGGUUUUCCUUGAAAGGUAGCUCAUUGCUUCUGGGUGAUGAUCUUGUGUCGUUUGAUCUUCAUACAAGUGUCGUUUCAUGGCAUUGAAGGGUUGUUCUGAACUUUGGUAAAGGGAAAUAAGGGUUGCAUAGGAUCUUGCUAGUAUUGUUAGAGGUAUAUUUGGAAUAUAUUCUAGUAGUAUCUCGUUGAAAAAUAUACAUGCAUGGAGGCUAAAGAAGAUAUGAUGGGAGGGGUGAGUGUGGUCGGAGCAGAGGCUCCAUCGAAUUAUCAAGUGGCACCCAGGAGUGAUGCUCCUACUCAAACCCCUUCUCAGCCAGACAUUUCACCAACUGGGGCUGGGGCUUUGACUCCUGUGAGUGUUGGCAUGCCAGGAUUGAUGGAGAAAAAAAAGAGGGGAAGGCCUCGAAAAUAUGGCCCCAAUGGUAGUGUCUCAACAUCAUACUCACCGAUGCCGAUUUCAGCGUCAGCUCCACCUUCUAUUGGUGGUUAUCCAAGUGGGAAGCGGGGCAGGGGGAAAUCAGGGGCUUCAGAUGCCAAACAGCAGCCAAGGUUUGAGAUGGUUUCAAGGGGCGAUGGAUUUGGACGUUCAGAUGGAGCCAACUUCACUCCUCAUGUCAUAACAGUUAAUGUUGGUGAGGAUGUUACAGCGAAAAUCAUAUCAUUUUGUCAACAAGGACCACGUGCAAUUUGCAUUCUUUCAGCUAAUGGAAUGGUAUCCAAUGCUACACUUCGUCAAUCUGAAUCUUCUGGAGGGACUUUGACAUAUGAGGGACGUUUUGAAAUAGUAAAUUUAUGUGGUUCUUUUACGCCUACUGAGCAAGAAGGUACAAGAUAUAGGGCAGGUGGGUUGAGUGUCUCUCUCUCAAGCCCGAAUGGUCAAGUUGUUGGAGGAUGUGUUGCCGGACUACUGGUUGCUGCUAGCCCUAUUCAGAUCAUUGUCGGGAGUUUCUUACCAACUAAUCCGCCUGAGAUCAAGCAAAAGAAGCCUAAAGUUCAACAACCAUCCGCACCGACUCCUUUUACAAUUACGUCAGCUCUUCCUCCACCUCCUGUUGCAGAGAAAGACGCUUGUAAUGGCCAAGGGCAAAAUCAUAAUAACUCUGUUGCCCCUAUGCAAAACACUCCUCCGCCUACAUCUUACCAACGAGAAAAUUGGCCGAACACACAUCAUGUGCAGGAGCGAAGGCCAUCAACCACUGAUAUAAAUAUAUCGUUGCCUGGAGGGUAAUUUUACCGAAUACUCUUCCCUUUUCGCCUUCUUCGUUGACAAUUUAUGUUGCUCGGACUUCAGUUCUUGAGUUAGACUUGACUGUUUGAUGAAAAACCAUGACCCAAACUGAAUUUCCAACUUGAAAACUAACCUUUGAUGAGUUUUGGCCUAUGGGUGAUCAAUUCCAAACCUGAUAAAAAGCCCGAGCCAAAAACUAGAAAUUAGUGUUGUGGGCCAAGCUGGGUCUGCAGGGUGAUCAGCUCUUGGCCAGGCCACCUUUUGGCUUAUUUUAAUCUGAUUUGUGAUCUCCUUUUGGAAUAUUCAUGUUGGAGUUUCAAAUAUCUAACAUGCUCACUAGAAAUACAACUAAGCGUCCGAGUAACAUCCUGUUUAACAAGAACUCGACUUUUACAAACAAAUUCUAACAGCCCAUGUUAUUAAACAAUGAUAAUAGGAAUGUUUUGUAUUGUAAAUUUUUAUAAAAUGUACUAUGUCAUUCCCAUGACGAUGAGUUGUGAUCAUAAAAAAAAUGGGAUAGUUGAUGUAGAACAAAGAUACCAUUAAACUUGUCGAGAGAUUUUUAUUUCAAUUUUUACCAUUUAAUACCAACAAUUAAAUGGGCGGUAAAUGAUUUUCCUCCCUUGUCGGUGUUUAUUUACUAUAUUGAUUGUUUUGAAUUCAAUGCAGGAUGUAGUAGGUUUUCAACUGGUAGUUUGACUUGUAUGCUAAUCAGCUAAACACAGAAGGAGAAUAUAUUAGGAUCACAAGCCUUUUGGGUUAGGGCUUCUCCCUGACUGCAUUCAGAUAUUAAUCUUUCACACGCUAGUUUAUAUUAGGAAAACUUUGUUUUUGUAUUGGAGGUUUUACAUUUUCGGAAGUGGGUGUUGUUGGUUGUAUUUUCUUUUAUAUCUAUAGAUAUGAAGGAUGUAUCAGGAAAUCUAGGCUGAAUUAUGAUUUCUAUUUUUGUGAAUUAUGAUGUAAUUUCUGGACAACUUUGUGUGGAUGCACAUGCACACUUCCAUAAAUUGUUGUAUUUUCUUGCGUAA